UGCCUUUCCUGCAUCCCGCACAGCCCCCUUCUUCAGCAUCUCCGCAGUCACCACCUUCAUCUUGAUCAGCAUCAGCAUCAUCAUCGACUCGGCAUUGCGUCCUCCACCGCACUCCAGCAUCUGUACCGCGUUCAUACAGUCAGCCUCUGCCGCCAGCCAGCUCGCCCUUCCCUCCCUCACAUGCAUGCAAGGCACCGAAGCCUGCCUCAUCCACAGAGAAUUGUACAGGGUCACUCGGGGAGCGAAGCUCAUCUACAGCUUGAUCAAGCAGCAUGAACGCGCAGCUCGACGCCUCCGCCACCCCAUCCUCGUCCGGCUCGACGUCGCGUUCUCUCUCCUCGGCUCAGAUGAUCACCGUCCCCUCCUCCUCCUCCUCCUCCUCACCCACAAUCCCGAUCAUCCGCCCUCCCCCCUCCCCAUCCACACAUCGUCGCCAACGCAGCGGAAGCGCAGUCUCUGCCUCUUCCUCAACCAGUGGCUCGGCCCGACCAGGGCAACAGCGUCGGAUCAGCUCGUCCGGCCAUGUCCCGCGGCGAAGUAUCGCUCAUGGCCCUGCAGCGCUAGGCAUACACGAUGGCAACUCGUUGCUCUUUGAUGCGGACGAGACGGGAGCGGCUGGUCAGUGGGACGAUGUGAAUCUGGAUACGGUGGACGAUGCUGCUGCUGCUGCUGCUGCGAAGGGGUCGAGGAGAAGGGGUGGAUCCCUCUUCCGUGGUUGGAGUGGGUUGGGAAAGGGGAGGGCGACGUCGAUUGAGGAGAGGCGGGAGGAUGAAGAAGAAGAGGAGGAGAGUAUUGGGAUGAAGCAGUAUGAACCGACAAGCUCUGCAUCGCUGCCGCCACCUCCAGCCUCAGCGGCUCGCAGCAGCGAGGCUGAGGAAAGCGCGGCUGCUGGUAGGAGAUACUCACAGGCGCAGCCGUGGAGCAAUGACGAGGAGGAUGACGAGCGACUUCUCUUUGCUCAAACAGGCGCAGGCGAGGAUGAUGCCCAGCCUCUUUCCAACGGCCACUCCUUAUCGGCUCACAAGCCCACUCUGCCCUCCUCGCACAUCUACGAAGACUACGGCUCGGACGAGGACGAGGGUGACGAGGAGGAUGCUCUGCGACAUGGAGGUGGGGGUCGCAGCGCGCAAGGCAAGCUGCGCUUCGAGGCUUUGACUCGCGCCGAGAAAAUGAGCUACGCAGCUACCACCGUCGUUGUGCUUGGGCUGAGCAUCGUGGCGAUCGCCAUUGGAGUGGACUGGAUCGAUUGGCCGGGGGAUGGGAUUGGCAAGGACUGAACGAUGAAGCAAUGUCAUACGGCACUCUGGCAGGAGGCAUCUGCAUUGUACAAAUUAUCACGUCUUGAGCAGUGAAGGGAGGUCAAGAGUUCAUGCGCCUCGCGCCUCGUACACGCCUCACAAGGGUCUCUGCUUCUCCACCAACUCGAUACUCUGCACAACGUCCCCCUCCUUGAAGCCCGCAAACCCUCCCUCAAACGCCAUCCCGCACUCGGUACCCUUGCGCAUCUCGCUCACCUCCUUCUUGACGUGAC
Messenger RNA from Jaminaea rosea, 1531 nucleotides. RefSeq lists its product as hypothetical. Bases 273 to 1277 code for a protein of 334 amino acids. The transcript has a single exon. The record is from RefSeq and is a predicted model, not a curated record. NCBI's taxonomy places the organism in Eukaryota, Fungi, Basidiomycota, Exobasidiomycetes, Microstromatales.